This is a messenger RNA of Neoarius graeffei (lesser salmon catfish), 3014 nucleotides long. RefSeq names its product histone-lysine N-methyltransferase PRDM7-like. The record is from RefSeq and is a predicted model, not a curated record. The transcript is spliced from 5 exons. Gene Ontology annotation, cellular component: nucleus. Lineage: Eukaryota; Metazoa; Chordata; Actinopteri; Siluriformes; Ariidae. Gene Ontology annotation, molecular function: histone methyltransferase activity; protein binding. Bases 2017 to 2712 code for a protein of 231 amino acids.
AAUCAUUUUGCAUCACAGAAUAUGCCGCAGCAGUGCAGCCACAUGGACUCUGGGGCCUGUGAUUGUAUUGCCCAAACCGGUUGGUCUCCUAGUGGAAAAUCCUUAAAAAAUGCUCUGCACUCUACACAUAUAAUUUUCUCAAAAGUUGGAGUCACACUUGUGUUGAUUCACACGAUGUGCCUACCUAAACGAUAGGAUUUACAGUUUUCGCACAAGAAGCCUCAAAGUGACAGGUUCACAGCCCAACUGCUCCAUUGACUCCCAUUAUAAUCCCAACAGCGCUUUUACUACAAAAUCAGAAAUGUCAGUUGUUUUCAACUCGCUCUGUUGUCCACGUUUUUUACACUAGGGACAAAAAAAUUACAUCAAUGUGUUCAUGAGAGCCUUGUAGCGUUCAAUGUGAAAGAAUUUUGUGAAUACCUCCUUUCAUUUUCGUGUAAAUCGCCAUUGUUCGAGGAGAAGGAAAUCUGAGAAAAAGCUCUCUUUGCCUGUAAUCUUAUGUCUCUGCUCUGCACCUGAGCACCGUCACCAAGGCAAUGAGCUCCAGUUAGGUAGCAGAUGGGGGAGGGGCUGCUCUCUCUCUCAAACACACACAUGAUCAUAGCAUCGUAGCAUCAUAGCAAGUCACAUAUUCACACAGUACAGUACAACUCCUGCAAUAGCGACUGCUACACCCACUGCAUCACUCACGAUUUCCCACAGGGGAAUUGUCUAGUUAAACUUAUUCAUUCAGGGAUGUGUUCUCUCUCCCUUACUUUUUAUCCUUUAUACAGAUAUGUGUAAGAGUGUCUAUGAAAACGGGCACAUUUUAAAAUUUGCAGACGAUACCAUCAUUGUAAGUUUGUUACACAAUAAUGAAUACAGCCAUGGUCCAGUCUUGGAAGAUUUUAUUAGGUGGUGUGAUCUUUCUUUCUUGGUGCUUAAUACAUCCAAAACAAAGGACAUGAUUAUUGAUUUUAGAAAUCAGGCUCCAAACCAUGAUCCCAGUCAUCAAGGGCCAAUCUGUUGAACACGUGGAUAGUUACAAGUAUCUUGGGAUUGUCGUUGAUGAUAAAUUGACUUUUAACAAGAACUGCGAAGCAGUAUGCAAGAGAGGACAUCAGCGGUUGUUUUAUCUUCGGAAAUUGUUCCGUUUUAACAUUGAUAGAACUAUGCUGACCCUUUUUUAUCGUGCUUUUACUGAGUCAUUGUUAUCUUUUGCCUUCGUGUCUUGGUUUGGUAAUCUGUCACUACAGGACAAAAACUCCCUGAACCAAAUAAAUGGGCUGGGUGGCUAAUUGGGAAGCCUCAACCCACUAUGUCUUCUCUUUAUGACAUAGUUACAAUGUAAAGCUACCUGUAUUCUUAAAGAUGGCUUACACCCUUUGCAUGGUGAGUUCCAACUCCUUCGCUCUGGUCGUCGUUUUGGGGUCCCUAAGGGAAGGACAAAACGGUACAGAAAGAGCUUUGUACCAACAGCAAUUGUAUUGCUGAACAGUAAGGCCCAGAGGUGAAUAAUUUUGUUCAUACUGAACAAUUGAUGAUGAAGCACUUUUUAAAGAUCACACUUUUAAGGAUUGUAUAUGUUAGGAUGUGUGUGUUGUCUUGUCUGUUACAAUGUAUUUUACGUAGCUGUUAUUUUGUAUUGGGAUCGCUGAAUUCCUGCCUGCACAACGAAUUUACCAGUACUAUGGUAUGGUACAAAUAAAGAAACCUUGGGACCCGCCCUCCAUUCUCAAACUGCUGCUAGGCCAUGUCCCCACUGCCACAUACCCCCACCGGUUGACUCGGGCUAGGGAGCCAUCCAUCCUGCAGUGGACUCCCCCUUCAAUGGAACAGGAAGUCUGCCACCACCAUCUGUGCCCCGGCCUGUGGACCACCUCGAAUGUAACCAUGUAACCUCCUGGAGGGUGAGAUACCAAUGGGUGAUCCGCACGUUGGCAUCCGUCAUGCGGUGGAGUCACUGGAGGGGGCACAUGGUCCGAACAGAGAGUGAAAGGGCACCCCAGCAGGUAGUAUUGGAAGCUGUGUGAGGACAUGAAAACGGAGACAUCCAUGGAUGGAGAGACCUCAGAAGCCUGUGUGAAGAAAGAAGAGACGCUGGAGCUGAAUAUCUACAGCUUUGGAGAUGAUCUCGACAACCCACCUGAAGGUCUCUCCGUUAAAGUGGAAGAUCCUGACGAUAAAGACUAUCUCUACUGUGAAGUUUGCAAAUCCUUCUUCCUCAACAAAUGCGAGGUUCAUGGACCACCCCUCUUCAUCCCCGAUACUCCUGUUCCCAUGGGAGUCCCUGACCGAGCCAGACAAACACUUCCUCCUGGGCUAGAAAUCCAGAAGUCCAGUAUUCCUGAUGCAGGCCUGGGAGUGUUUAAUAAGGGGGAGACUGUUCCAGUAGGUGCACACUUCGGCCCCUGCCAGGGAGAGCUGAUGAACCGAGAGGAAGCCAAGAACAGUGGAGGCUCCUCGGUUGUAUACAGGAGCAUGCAGUGUGAAGAAUACAUCGAUGCCAAAAGAGAGACGCAUGUGAAUUGGAUGAGGUAUGUGAAUUGUGCCUGUAAUGAAGAACAACAGAAUCUUGUGGCAUUUGAGUAUCAAGGGGGAAUUCUGUAUCGUUGCUGUCGACCCAUUAACCCAGGACAGGAGCUCUUGGUGUGGUAUGAAGAGGAGUACACCAAAGAACUCAGUCCUGCACCUACAGGAACAACCAGACAGCAAGGUGUUACUUUUGUCUAAGAGGUUAUAGAGGUUAUUUUCUGCAUCAUUUCGUGAUGUUUCUGAGCCUACCAGUGUUUCUGGGAUGAAAGCUGUUGUACAAUGCAGUCUGCAAUAACUAGAGCAUUCCCCAGAGAACUCAUUUUGGCCUGUUCCACCAACCAGGUAGGUCUUCUCGAUCAUAUGACCGUGACCAACCAGAGAAGGUGAAGUCUAUCAGCUUCCUUUGAGACACGUGAAGUCUGCACACUGCAUAUCUUGCUAUUGCAAAACUGACUACAGUGGUGCUUGAAAGUUUGUGAACCCUUUAGAAUUUUCUAUAU